Molecule: messenger RNA, 2245 nt
Organism: Lepus europaeus (European hare)
Lineage: Eukaryota; Metazoa; Chordata; Mammalia; Lagomorpha; Leporidae
Gene: ARHGEF6
Product: Rac/Cdc42 guanine nucleotide exchange factor 6
Exons: 20
Coding region: 210-2078 (622 amino acids)
Biological process (GO): intracellular signal transduction
Molecular function (GO): protein binding; guanyl-nucleotide exchange factor activity
Source: RefSeq, a predicted model, not a curated record
UUGAUCCUGAUGACCUUUAUUCAGGGGUCAAUUUCUCCAAGGUUCUGAGUACUCUCUUAGCUGUCAACAAGGCAACAGAAGAUCAGCUAUCAGAAAGACCAUGUGGACGUUCCUCUUCUCUUAGUGCUGCUAAUAGUUCUCAGACAAACCCACAGGGAGCAGUUACUAGCACAGCUCCAGGACUGCAAAGGCAGUCAAAGACAGCGGAGAUGACAGAGAAUGGAAGUCACCAGUUGAUAGUAAAGGCGAGAUUCAACUUUAAGCAGACAAAUGAAGAUGAACUGUCAGUCUGUAAAGGGGACAUCAUUUACGUCACUCGAGUUGAAGAGGGAGGCUGGUGGGAAGGCACAUUAAAUGGAAGAACAGGCUGGUUCCCUAGUAAUUAUGUCCGAGAAAUUAAAUCCAGUGAGAGACCUCUUUCUCCCAAGGCUGUCAAAGGAUUUGAUCCUGCUCCACUUACCAAGAAUUAUUAUUCUGUGGUGUUACAGAACAUCCUGGACACUGAAAAAGAGUAUGCAAAAGAACUUCAGUCUCUUCUUGUUACUUACUUGAGACCCCUACAGUCCAAUAACAAUCUAAGUUCUGUGGAGUUCACAUCUUUGCUAGGAAACUUUGAGGAAGUAUGCACGUUUCAACAGACACUUUGCCAAGCCUUGGAAGAGUGUUCAAAAUUUCCAGAAAACCAACACAAAGUAGGAGGUUGUCUCCUGAAUCUUAUGCCUCAUUUUAAAUCUAUGUAUAUGGCUUACUGUGCAAAUCAUCCUUCAGCCGUAAACGUUCUCACUCAGCACAGUGAUGAUCUGGAACAAUUUAUGGAAAACCAAGGUGCAUCCAGCCCAGGCAUCCUCAUUUUAACAACAAGCCUCAGCAAACCAUUCAUGCGACUGGAAAAGUAUGUUACUCUCCUGCAAGAGUUGGAACGACAUAUGGAGGAUACACAUCCAGAUCAUCAGGAUAUUCUGAAGGCAAUCAUAGCAUUCAAAGCUCUCAUGGGGCAGUGCCAAGAUCUGAGAAAAAGAAAACAGCUGGAGUUGCAGAUACUUUCUGAGCCUAUUCAGGCAUGGGAAGGGGAGGAUAUUAAAACCUUGGGAAAUGUGAUGUUCAUGUCACAAGUCAUGGUGCAGUAUGGAACAUGUGAGGAAAAAGAGGAACGAUACCUUUUGUUAUUUCCAAAUGCCUUGAUAAUGUUGUCUGCAAGUCCUCGGAUGAGUGGCUUUAUCUAUCAGGGAAAAAUACCAACAGCGGGCAUGGUGGUGACUAGAUUAGAUGAAAUUGAAGGGAAUGACUGCACCUUGGAAAUCACAGGCACCAUGGUAGAUAGACUAGUGGUCCAUUGCAACAACAACCAGGACUUCCAAGAAUGGUUGGAGCAGCUGAGCAGACUGAUCAGAGGACCUGCCUCCUGCAGUUCAUUAUCCAAAACAUCAUCAUCAUCAUGUAGUGCUCAUUCUUCUUUUAGCUCUACCGGACAGUCCCGAGGACCCUUGGAGCCUCCUCAAAUUAUAAAACCGUGGAGUUUAAGUUGUCUGCGACCUGCACCUCCACUUAGACCAUCAGCAGCUCUAGGUUAUAAAGAGAGGAUGUCUUAUAUCUUAAAGGAGUCUAGUAAAAGCCCCAAAACGAUGAAGAAGUUUCUUCAUAAAAGAAAGACUGAGAGAAAACCAUCAGAGGAGGAGUAUGUGAUCAGGAAAAGUACAGCCGCUCUGGAAGAGGAUGCUCAGAUUCUAAAAGUGAUUGAAGCCUACUGCACCAGUGCCAGUUUUCAACCAGGCCACGGCUCAAGUGCUCGCAAAGAUUCUGUUCCUCAAGUCCUACUGCCUGAGGAAGAGAAACUCAUCAUUGAAGAAACCAGGAGCAAUGGCCAGACCAUCACAGAAGAAAAGAGCCUUGUCGAUACUGUUUAUGCCUUGAAGGAUGAAGUCAAAGAACUGAAGCAGGAGAAUAAAAGAAUGAAACAAUGUCUGGAAGAAGAACUGAAGUCAAGAAGGGACCUAGAAAAGCUGGUUCGGAGGCUGUUGAAGCAAACUGAUGAAUGCAUGCGAGCUGAGUCCGGUAGCAAGACCUCAAUUCUUCCAUAAGCAUCACUGAGCAACUGGGAGGAGUGUGCUUUCAGGGCAUCUUGAAAUGUCUGGUCAAAGAAUUUGACUCAGUUUGCUUGCUCACUUCUUUGGCUUUUAGUUUGAAUUUGAGUAUUUCUAGUUUCUCUCUCUCUCUCUCUCUCUCUCUCUGUCUCUCUCUCUCUUUC